Messenger RNA from Drosophila willistoni, 1784 nucleotides. RefSeq names its product DNA-binding protein D-ETS-6 (gene Ets21C). Gene Ontology annotation, biological process: regulation of transcription by RNA polymerase II; cell differentiation. Gene Ontology annotation, molecular function: DNA-binding transcription factor activity, RNA polymerase II-specific; sequence-specific DNA binding. Gene Ontology annotation, cellular component: nucleus. The record is from RefSeq and is a predicted model, not a curated record. The coding region runs from base 285 to 1562 and encodes 425 amino acids. The transcript has 3 exons. Lineage: Eukaryota; Metazoa; Arthropoda; Insecta; Diptera; Drosophilidae.
CGUCCAAUAAUAAUUUCAUAAAAACCAGUAUAAUAAAAAAGGUUUUCUGAAAGAAAAAUUUUCCAAUCAAUUGCAAAAAGAUUUCCACAACACGUGAGACAGUGGAAAAAGUGAUUUUUGUAUUAACGGAUCAAGCAGUAAAGUGCAAUGACAUGGUCAAGUGAAUCACGGAAUGGAACAUGUGCAGCUAUCGGUUAAAUCAAGGGCCAUAUGGAAAGCCCAAGAGCUGCAAGUGAUAUCCUUUUAACAUCAAAGUGUUUGUUUGUUAGUGUUUGUGCCUCCUCAUGGUCGAUUUAAUGGCCAUUUUGGAUUAUCAUAACCAAAGUGUAGAUCAAACUUUAUAUAAAACGAAAGUAAUGCAACAAGAUGCCCCCACACCAACCAAUACAGAGACUAAAGAACUGGAAACGAAGGCGACGCCGACGGCAACGGCGACCAGGACAAUGAAUCAGCGCCGAAAGUGCCGAAGAAAACGAAGUAGCAGCACCAGCAGCAGUUCGUCCAGUGAUUCUAGUUCUAGUGAAACAACAAAAGAUUCCUCAAGUGAGGAAAAUUCUAGUGCCGUUGACAAUGCCGAUACAUCGUCCACUUUAAGUGACCGAGAGUCCGCACCUGCGCCCGUAUUACCUGUAGAUCCUCAUGCCUGGUCUACUGAGGAUAUAGCCCAAUGGGUGAAGUGGUUAACAAACAAAUGUGAAAUUGAUCCGGAGCCAGAUAUACAACGUUUUCCCAAAACUGGCGCGGAGCUUUGUGAAUUGAGUCGUGCGGAUUUCUGGGUCUGUGCUGGAUCCCGGCGUGGUGGAAUUUUGUUGGCAAAACAUUUUGCCUAUAGCCUGUAUCAGGCGACUGGACGGGAAACCAGUCCCAUGCUCGAUGAGAAGGAGCCAAAUCCCUAUCAACUUUUAAACGCUGCCUCGCACCGAUUGGUCGCGCAGGGCUCCGGCGGGCAAAUACAAUUGUGGCAAUUUCUGUUGGAGCUGCUCGCUGAUUCGUCGAAUUCAACUUGCAUUAGCUGGGAGGGCCAAUCGGGUGAAUUUCGCCUCAUCGACCCGGACGAGGUGGCGAAGCGUUGGGGUGAACGCAAAGCGAAACCCAACAUGAACUACGAUAAAUUGAGCAGAGCCCUACGGUAUUACUAUGAUAAGAAUAUUAUGACCAAGGUCCAUGGCAAGAGAUAUGCCUACAAAUUUGAUUUCCAUGGUCUGAUGGCCGCUUGCCAGGCUCAGGCUCAGGGCUGUGAUCCAACCAAUACCUUACCACUUAGUUCCUACAAUCACCAUGCGCAUUCGCAUUCUCAUCCACAUUCGCAUGCCGCCUAUGCAGCGGCUGCCUAUCUUCCGCAUCCAACUACAAGUAGUUCGAGUCUUGGAUUUCCAUCGCCCACAAUGACAGUGGGCUCCUCGUCAUCGCUUCCCUCACCUUCAAACGGUGGUGGCAAUCCUUCAGGAUCUUCAUCAACGUCCACAGCAUUUGCCAAUGGUCCAGGAUACAAUGGAGCAGAACAACAGCCGCAGCAGCAACAGCAACAGCAUCGGACACCCACUAAUGAUGCAUUUAAUUGAAUUACUUGUUUGGGUUCCACCCAACUAGAAAGCAACCCCAAUUUGUUCUCCGGACCACCCAUUGCGCAUACUCCACGUCCGAGAGAGACAACCCAUCCGGGUUGCCCAUAAAAAGGCCAUUGGGCAUAAUUCUUUGGGUUAAUUGGGGUUCAAACACAUACACACAUAGUUCAGUGAUAAACACAGAGCAAUAUGAAAGGAAUUUGUUACAUCAUCUGUUAU